This is a messenger RNA of Loa loa (African eye worm), 987 nucleotides long. RefSeq lists its product as hypothetical. Lineage: Eukaryota; Metazoa; Nematoda; Chromadorea; Rhabditida; Onchocercidae. The coding region runs from base 13 to 861 and encodes 282 amino acids. The transcript is spliced from 3 exons. The record is from RefSeq and is a predicted model, not a curated record.
AUUUGCAGUGAUAUGAACGCAUCGAUUGCAAGUUCUAGUGAACAUCGUUAUUCAGUUGGCAUUUCACAAGCCACAACAUAUUCGUCACCUCUAGAGCUCAAUGAGGAGCAGAAAGAAAAAAUACGAAAACAAGUGCUAGCAAGUGAUUUCAAGCGGAUAAAGCUACAAGAAGGAUUGCGAAAGAACUGGGAUAAAUUUUAUCUGCGAAAUAAGAAUAAUUUCUUCAAAGAUAGAUGGUGGACCCAGUACGAACUUGAUGGACUGUUGAAGCAGCAUAUCAAUUUACAGGAUAGCUUGAAUUUUUUGGAAGCUGGAUGUGGUGUUGGUAAUUUACUUUUCCCCCUGAUGCAUCUUUACCCGCACUGGAACUUUUAUGCUUUUGACUUCUCAGAUAACGCCAUUCGGUUACUACGUGAACGCAGUAAAGCGAGCAAUCUGUCAAUCAGUACUGCAGUUGCAGACUUGACCUGCGAUAGCUUUUCUUUGGAUUUUCCAGCAGCUGACGUAGCAUCAUUAAUCUUUGUCCUCAGCACAAUUCCCCCUUAUAAGCAGCAGCAAGCAGUGAAGAAUCUAUUCAAUCUGGUAAAAUUUCGGGGUGUGGUUUUUGUUCGUGACUACGGCAUCAAUGACAAUGCUAUGCUUCGAUUUGGCCGAGGGUGCAAAUUGGACGAGCGAUUUUAUGCAAAACAGGAUGGGACGAUGACUUACUACUUCAAAUCAGAAGAACUGGACGAACUAUUCAUUGAACAAGGUUUUUGCAAAGUAACAAAUACAUACCUCUUACGAAAAACUGUCAAUCACCAAAAAGACAUUUCAGUUGAUCGAGUAUUCGUACAGGCUAUUUACACCAAACCCUUCUGAUGAGAGCAUCUCUAAACCAUUCCAAAAAAUGGAAUAUACUGAAAUAUCAAAAACUUGCAUCUCUCAACUGUAUCAAGUAUACCAAAAUAUUCCGAAAAGAAAGCAUGAACUACCAUUUAUUAGCAA